UCAAUUAGCUUUGAUAUCGAUAGAGCUGCCAGAUACCAGUAAUUUCUGUUGAUGCCUAGGCAAGGCUCGACUCAUUGGCACGGCCGGACACGUGUCUCUGCAUCAUACGUGGCCCGCGGAGAGAAGAAGCGACCAAUAUCUCCUACAUGCGACCCCUUAUCGGUUAGACAUACAGUCAAUAUUCCAUUCGUCAUAAGUUUUCUCAUUGCAGGAUCAGAAUGGAGACGGUGUGGCAGACGCAUACAUCUAUCUGUCUUUGUUCUUUAUAGCACGGAUGCCGCGGCUAAUUCUUCGACAGAGUUCUAUAAACUCCGCCUAGCCAUGGUUUCAGUUAUUUGAGUCAUCUUAAGGGUUUCCCUUUAAUUGACUCUGACAGCGAUCAAUAUGGCAGUAUUCCAGAAACUACUUCAAAAUCCAAGUAUCUUCACUGAUAGCCCGCUUCAAAUUAUUGCGGGCGAGAACAAGCGCAUCUACUAUGCUCAUCCCACGAUACUAGCAUGCAACUCAUCAGCGUUAAAUGCCCGAAUAAACGGGCCGUGGAGGGAACAUGGAAACAGCGAACCGAUCGACUGGUCGGAUUUUGAUGAGCCGACAGUAGAAUGCGUCUUGAGCUAUCUCUAUACUUCAGACUAUUAUGUUCCAGGUGCAGUUUACGAUGAACAGGAGAAGUACCGAGAGACGGGAAAUGAUAUCGAUUUGGAUGGAAACUUCGACGUUUCUGACGUUGAAUCACCAGUUCCAGACACCGAACUUCACAAUGAAUGGGAACCUGACCGACCUCUACCACCUUUGAGUCGAUACAGCAGAUUUGGUUUACCAGCCUUGACCUUUCAAACUGCUGCAGGUGGCUUCAGCAAAACAACAGAGAAUCGUCCCGAAGCUCUCGGCCAUGCGAUCCUGAUCCACUCCAAGGUUUAUUGUUUUGCUCACCGAUUUUGCUUUACCGAACUCGAGGAAUUUGCAAUACAACGCCUUACACAAGUUUUACUGGCAUGCAAUGAUCUUCUCAGCGAACUAUUUCCACAUCUUGCAGAUUCGAUUCGGUUGAUAUACGGCUCGACACCGACUGCCGUACCUCCAGAGAAUCCAGCUCGAAGACUAUUAUCCCGCUUUGUCGCAUUGAGAUAUAGCGCGCUCUCAGUCGAAAACUUGGAGACAGUUAUAGCAGAAGGAGGUGACUUCAUGAUUGAUUUGUCACAUCAAUUGUGUAGACGACUUGCAUCAAGUGGUACAGACACUCAAAUAAUGGAGGAACAGAUUGACGAGCUUCAAGCGAGGUUGGAAGUCCUAGAGUCUGAAGCUCAAAGGAAAGAAAUCCAGCUCGAGCGUUAUAAGGAAGAGAUAGAGCAAUGGGAGAGCUGGAACCGAGGACUUUCUGGGAAAUACAGCAAAGCGAAAAGGAAAGUCAAACAGGCCGUCAUUGAUCCUAACGAGACUAGUCUCUGAUUUCGAUCGAUUCAGUCAUUCGUGAACGCAAGGCAUGGUGGGACAAGCUACAUAUCUGCUUUAGUUAUCACACAAGCCGACAAUCUCGAGGGGCUAUGAUUCGGUGAUGCUCUUAUUUUCGUGGUUAGCCUUGAAGAGUGGUGGGCCUCAGCAAGUAUUCAUCUGAUAAUAUAUUCAAGGCUCUACAAGACAAGGCUCUCUUUGCCAUACCACUAGUUCUAGUUUACUUGGUGCUGGCAACGCGAUCCUUUUCGAAUCCAACAGCACACAGAUAUGCUCCAGCACCCACAGUGCAGGGCCAGUCUUUGAGGCGCCACGGCCUAUAGUCAGGGUAAUGGAAAGCCGGCCGGUCUAGCACCAAAUGCGUUCCACUCCGAUAUAUAGACCACCAGAUCUUUUAUAACUGUCAAGAUGCUGACUGGAGACGGAACUGAGCAUGACUCCUUCACAG
Molecule: messenger RNA, 1897 nt
Organism: Aspergillus uvarum CBS 121591
Lineage: Eukaryota; Fungi; Ascomycota; Eurotiomycetes; Eurotiales; Aspergillaceae
Exons: 3
Coding region: 385-1446 (353 amino acids)
Molecular function (GO): protein binding
Source: RefSeq, a predicted model, not a curated record